AUGCGGAUUAGGAAAAGCGAAGAACUUUGUGCAACUGAACUUUCGCACGGUAGCGAUGUCGCUAGGCCACCUCAAGGAUACGAAACUGCGCUUCCGUUUUCUAGCACAAACAAUCCACAGCCUUCAUACUACGACGAAAUGCUUGAUUCGUUCUAUCGAGAAAUCGUCGACGACACCAAGCCCGUCGAAACAUCUAAACGCAUCACGUUGAAGCGGGUUCGAUCGAACCGCAACGACUUGGUGUACAAAAUAUGA
Molecule: messenger RNA, 255 nt
Organism: Soboliphyme baturini
Lineage: Eukaryota; Metazoa; Nematoda; Enoplea; Dioctophymatida; Soboliphymatidae
Source: the annotation of a GenBank genome assembly